Messenger RNA from Arabidopsis lyrata subsp. lyrata, 1482 nucleotides. RefSeq names its product F-box protein At1g11270-like. NCBI's taxonomy places the organism in Eukaryota, Viridiplantae, Streptophyta, Magnoliopsida, Brassicales, Brassicaceae. The transcript has a single exon. Gene Ontology annotation, molecular function: protein binding. The record is from RefSeq and is a predicted model, not a curated record. The coding region runs from base 300 to 1427 and encodes 375 amino acids.
GAGCGGAGGGCUUGAGAGAAAAUAAAAGAAAAGAGUUAAAGAAUACUACUUUUGUCGUCUGUUGUUUCGUCUUCAUCGCAUUGCGCCGCUUUCACACACUCUCCGUCUCUCUCAAAUUGGCUCAUCUUCCCGUUAAUUCCUCCGAAUCCAAGCACGCUCCUUCGAUCUUCUCGUUUCCAAACGUUUGUUUAGAUCUUGUAUAUCGAAAUUUUCCAUUUUUUUCCCGAUCGCUAGCUCGAGCUCGCCUAUAGUAAUAUAUUUAAAGCCCUCGUCUCUUUUGAUCAAUUAGACAAGACACAAUGCUGAAAAGACAUCGCUCCAGCUCGAGCUCGAGUUUUGUAUUAAAAAGGCAUCGCUCUAGUGUGCAAGUGCAAUUGCUGCCAUACGAUGUUGUAGAGCUCAUCCUCGAAAGACUUCCCGGGAAAUCUUUGCUGAGAUUCAAGUGUUUAUCCAAGAAUUGGAAACGACAGUUGAUCCGACGUAAGCAAUUACGAGGUCCAGAUGUCCUUUUCGUCUCCCUUGAAGAUGAUGAAGCUCCGAGGAGCAUUGUGUUUGGGUCGUCAAUAGUUUCUACCGUCAAGUUCCCUACUAGUUGCUCCAUUGUUUGUUAUGGUAGUUGUGACGGCCUCGUAUGUCUCUAUUGUGUCUCCACACCGGGUUUCGUGAUCAGCCCCGCCACUAGAUGGCAUCAAAGUUUUCCUCUUUCCAGCUUUCAACAGCUCCGCAUGGACAGACUUAAUAAAGGAGAUUUUCGUGCCCCAAAUCAUAAGCUUGGAUUCGGUAAAGAUAAAGUCAGGGGCAUAUACAAGCCGGUUUGGUUAUAUAAUUCAUCUGAAUAUGGCCUAGACAACGUUACUACUUGUGAAGUUUUCGACUUUAGCACCAACGCUUGGAGGUACCUUGUCCCUGCUUCUCCUCUUCGGGUUCUUGUCUACCAUAAACCCGUGUACUUAGAUGGGUCACUUUACUGGUUCACCGCAUGUGAAGAAGAAACCAAGAUAUUAUCUCUUGAUCUUCACACCGAAACUUUCCAAGUCAUCUCUAAAACUCCCUUUCCCCAUGUAUCUAACCCACUUGAUGUCAACAUGUGCAUCCUUGAUAACCGCUUGUGCGUAUCUGAGAAAAAAUGGCCCAUCCAAGUCAUAUGGUUGUUUGACUCUUCAGGCACAUGGAAGCAAAUGUGUUCCAUAGAUCUCACCAAAACUUUUUCUUGGUUCGGGGAACCCAAAUGCGUACUCUUUCCGAUAGCGAUUCUAGACAAGAAUAAGCUAUUACUUCAUGCUCGUGAGGACUUUCAACCAGUGGAGAAACAACCUGUGGUGAUACAUGAUCUCCGUACCAAAUCCUAUGAUUUUGUAUUCAGACCUACCACUUUUGGGUUUUCUAUUUAUUAUUUCCAAAGUUUAUUUUCUGUACUACCAAUUUGAAACUAUUGUAAUCCAACAUUACUUCAUUUUGUAAUUUAAAGCUGAUUUUUUUCUC